UCGGCCAUAUUCCGCCGAUCCGUCUCAAGCCAGCAGCCGCUCCGCUGCCGUGAGACCAUCAUAGUUUCAUUUCUCGGGGGAUGGUCUUCCAUUUAUCACGCUCCAAUUGAACAGAGUUCGGGUGAAAGACCGGUGAUUUUAUUCAGAGACGUUGACAGAAAACGGGCCGAGAUGACGACGCGAUCGGAGAGGGAAAAGGCUCAGAAACUAAACGAGCAGCAUCAGGCCAUUCUGUCCAAAAUGCUGAGAGAGGAUGAUAACAAAUACUGCGCCGACUGCGAAGCCAAAGGACCUCGAUGGGCCUCUUGGAAUCUGGGUGUGUUUAUUUGUAUCCGCUGUGCUGGAAUCCACCGGAACCUGGGAGUGCAUAUAUCACGUGUCAAAUCAGUCAACCUGGACCAAUGGACCCCCGAGCAGAUACAGAGUGUGCAAAGCAUGGGCAACACCAAGGCAAGACAACUGUAUGAAGCUCAUCUCCCAGAAAAUUUCAGACGACCACAAACCGACCAAGCUGUGGAGUUCUUCAUCAGAGACAAGUAUGAGAGGAAGAAGUACUAUGAUAAAAGUGCUGUCAAUGGAGCCAUUAAGACCUCUGAUGCUGCUUUGCCCUCAGUAUCAUCCCCCUCUUCACAAGCAGCUGAGAAAAGCAAACUGGAGAAGGAGAAAGAUAAGAAAAAGGAUGAGAAGAGGAGGGAAAAGGACACAGAUAAAGGGAACAAGCCAGCAGCAUUUGAGAAGAAGAGAGAGGACAACCUGACAGAUUCCAGAGCCAGUCCUAAGAAGAGCGCGGAGCCCGCCAUCGAUCUGCUAGGCCUUGAUGCACCCACAGCCAGCUCUGCCAGCAGUGGGGCGGGAACAAGCAGUGCUGCUCCAGUCAGUGAUGACCUAGACAUAUUUGGACCAAUGGUCUCCAACCCUCUGCCCUCAAGCACUAACACAAACCAGGCCAGUUCCAGUAUAGCAGCUGGGAGCGUUCAGGCCAGCUCCACCGGAGGGUCCGUGGCUGGUGCUACAGGCACAGGAUGUGCAGCUCUAGCACAGGGAGAUCUGUUUAGUGAAAACAGCGGGAGUUGCAAAGCAGAGGAGUCCGCCAAGAAACCUCUCUCCAAGGACUCCAUUCUCUCCCUCUACGGCUCCAACACUGUCCCACAACAGCCUGCACAAGCUACUGCAAUGUUCAUGGGUCCAUCUCAGAUGCAAUUUCCAGCACAGCCACAAGGGAACUUCCAAGCCUUCCCCGGAAUGGGAGCUGCCAUGCCGCCCACUACCAUGAUGGGAGCCGUCAUGGGCCAAGGAGCUAUGAUGGGUCAGAAUACAGGCAUGAUGGUUGGCAUGACGAUGCCCAAUGCUUUCAUGGGAAACGCACAGCCAGGGGUGAUGGGAUUGGCCCCAGGCAUGAUGGGACCUCAGGGCAUGGUGCCCCCUCAAAACAUGUAUGCCAUGCAGCCAGGUCAGCAAGGCCAGUGGAAUAUGGCACAGAUUAACCAACAGAUUUCUGGAAUGAGCCUGAAUGGUUCUGGUGCUCCAAUGGCAUUCGGCCCACCUGGUGCCCCCAUGGGUGGCUGGGUGGCACCACCCUCCGGUCAAACUCUCAGCACCCAGCUCUGGAAGUAAACGAACGAGGAAAGGUGGAGGACAAGGGGCACCACAUCCUUCCAUCUCCCCUCCACCAUCAACCGCACCCAGAGUUUUAUUCAUGUACGGUUUUUUUCUCCCAUCUCUUUCCAACCAUUACUACUCUGGAGAGCAUCAACUCAAUUUACGCUGUGUAUUGAUCAAGCAAGCAAGAGCAUGGAGUUUAAGAGACUGGCAGCUUUGUCCAUCUUAUUUGCAAUGUUUUUUCUUCUUCUAUAUAUAGAUUUUUUGGGGGGUUCAAAACACAUAUCAGCGAUGAAAGCUGCUGGACCAAUUAUACAGGCUUCUAAUAUAUCUUUACCAAAUCAAUAGUGAAUAAUAGUAUUUAAAUGACAGAGGUAUGGCUAUCAUAUUUGUGACUUUACCCCAUCCCUUUACUAAACUUCUGUGUAUAGAAGCCCCAUAUCCCAGAAAUCUGUAGCAAAUAUCGUAUAGACCCAUGUAAUGUAUGUAAUCAUGAGAUUGAGAAACCUGUCGUCCCUUCUCUCCAGCCUCUCACCCCACCACAUCCAUGUAGCUCCAUCUUUACUGUGAUGUUUUAAUGUGUGCAUUACAGAGAAGCACAGUGAGUAAAAGACAAAUAAACCUGGAAGACUGUACAGCUGCGAAUGUAACGGCUUGCAGAAAGAGGGGGGGAUUAAUGUGAGUGAAACUUGUUGGCGAGUUUUGGAGAGUAAGGACCGAACAAAAGCGUGCAGCCAAGCACGUCAGUCCCGCCGCUGUAGCAGAGGUUCUAUCCUCUCAGACAGGGUCUCUCUUCUGUGCAAUAAUAUAAACAUCUACACCUCGUCAUCCAGGUUUAUUUCUAUAACGUGUUUACAUUUUCUGGUGCCUAGUACAGAGAAAGAAAAAUGUAAUUUCCGUGCAUUAAAGAGUGAAUAGCCAUGAA
Molecule: messenger RNA, 2524 nt
Organism: Myxocyprinus asiaticus (Chinese sucker)
Lineage: Eukaryota; Metazoa; Chordata; Actinopteri; Cypriniformes; Catostomidae
Product: stromal membrane-associated protein 1-like
Exons: 11
Coding region: 172-1614 (480 amino acids)
Biological process (GO): regulation of clathrin-dependent endocytosis
Molecular function (GO): metal ion binding; GTPase activator activity
Source: RefSeq, a predicted model, not a curated record